This is a messenger RNA of Lodderomyces theae, 1758 nucleotides long. RefSeq lists its product as uncharacterized. The transcript has a single exon. The record is from RefSeq and is a predicted model, not a curated record. Lineage: Eukaryota; Fungi; Ascomycota; Pichiomycetes; Serinales; Debaryomycetaceae. Bases 1 to 1758 code for a protein of 585 amino acids.
AUGCAAGACCCGGUUAAAGCAAAGAUCGAUCACUAUCAGCAGUUUCUCCAAAGAAGGAGUCAGAGGCGUGGUGGUUCUCCUAAUCUAGAAUUCAUCAAACUUUCUGUAAAGGAGCCUCAAUACAUUUACAAACACCAUGAUCAAGCUUAUCUAAAUCUAGGGGUUCAAGACAACACAAUGAACCACAAUAAUCAUCAUUUUGUUUCAGUUUCACCGCUGGCCGCUUUCGAAAAUCCCAUAAUUGCUCGUGCAUUUUACAUUCUCAUGACAUUGAUCGUGGUGCUUAUUGUGUCUUCAGUACUUGCUUUUACUAUCAGGGAAUACUUCUUGUUCCAAAAGGCAAAAGAAGACUCAGCAAAUAACAGUGAACUCAAACAUGAGAACUCGUUUACAAGCAGUGGUGUUUACGAGGAGAAGAAGAUUGCCGCUGCCAUUGAGCCGGACGACUUGUUAAGCUUGGAAAAAGUUAUACAAAACAACAAGGCACCAGCUAUUGUAAAAGAUGAGUCUGGACUUACGAAAUUUGCCAAUGACACACUGACAGCCCAAAAUCGUGAAUGGGGAUUACAACAAAAAUAUGAUCUCACAAGUGCAGCCAUAAGUAUGGAUAUUGCAGGUUCCGAGAGAAGGGAAAAAGAUCACGUCAGUGGAUUCAGUGACAAGUCGAUUAGCAAGUAUGCAAUUGGCGGCUCAACUCCAUUGGGCUCUUCAAUCAAAGAUGGCAAGAUCCGGUACACCAUGGAUGAAUUGCAAAAUCUAAACACAUUUAAGUUGAGCCUGGAAGUUAUUCGAAAGUCUUCGUCCUGUGGUGUGCAAAAAAUUCCGAUUUCGCAGUUGGUUAAAUGUCCAGUGAACUUUCCGGCAACAAGAUUUCAACACUCAUGGGAGGCCAACAAAGCUCUUAUGGAGAUUCUGAAAGUUUUGAAUGAUCCGGAGUUGAAGACUGAGAAAUUACUUGCUGCUCUCAAGCUAGUGUCACUUGGCAAACAAAGGGAAUUUUUUGAAAAUCCAAAUCUUUAUUUGGGAUCAUUUACCACUUGCAUUGAAGACUUGGUCCAUACUUGUGCUCUCUUUGAUUUAUGGUCAUAUUGUAGUGCGACACUCACCGUUUUGUUUGUGGAGUGCUUGUUGACAUAUUGCUGGUCACAUGCCAGGUAUCAGGUUCAAAAUGGAACCAAGUUGAGCUUGGUGCAACAGUUUACAAAAUGGAAUGGACGGUCACCCACUGUUCAGUCACAAAUGUCAAUUCUUCAUCUUUUGUUUAAUGUGUUUUUGGGGUUUAAAACAGCUUCUGCCUUACCAGAGGAUAUUGCCAAGGAAAAUGAGUUGAAGUUGGGUCUUGUUAUUCGUGAGCUCAUCAAGAAAAGUGCUUGCAAUGACUACAUUCAGAUCUUGCCUUUAAUUGCAAGAGCUUCCGAAGCUGCGUCAAACAACCGGACAAAGUUAUUCUUUUACGAAAUGACAAAGCUUUUGGUUACGAGUCACAGAAACUGUUGCAUUAACGUUUAUCUCAAAGACUCCAAUUUCGAAUUAAAAACUUUGCUCAAGAAGGGAUUCUUGAACACCCCCGAACUGGAUCCUAUUCACAAAAGAGCAAAGGAGAUACUUGGUAUUAUUCUUGAGUGUAGCAAGGAUGCCGAAAUUUGGCAAUUGGAAAUACUAAAUAGCGAAAACCAUAUACCAUCGCCAUCAAGUUUGCCAUUAUCGAGCGAAUACACUGAGCGUCUCUUUGUUCAGGAAGGGAAAAGCGAGUACUAA